This is a messenger RNA of Otolemur garnettii (small-eared galago), 6331 nucleotides long. RefSeq names its product ankyrin repeat and sterile alpha motif domain containing 1A (gene ANKS1A). The transcript has 25 exons. The record is from RefSeq and is a predicted model, not a curated record. The coding region runs from base 81 to 3554 and encodes 1157 amino acids. Lineage: Eukaryota; Metazoa; Chordata; Mammalia; Primates; Galagidae. Gene Ontology annotation, molecular function: protein binding. Gene Ontology annotation, cellular component: cytosol.
UGCGUUGCCGGGAGACGGAAAGUUUGGGAACCGGAGCAGGCAUCCCUGGGGAGAGGGCCCGGGGGCUGACGGCCCUGGGGAUGGGGAAGGAGCAGGAGCUGUUGGAGGCGGCCCGUACUGGGCACCUCCCGGCGGUGGAGAAGCUGCUCUCCGGGAAGCGGCUCUCCUCAGGCUUCGGGGGCGGCGGCGGCGGCGGCGGCGGCGGCUCCGGAGGUGGCGGCAGUGGCGUCGGCGGCGGCGGCCUCGGCUCUUCCAGCCACCCUCUCUCCAGUCUGCUCAGCAUGUGGAGAGGUCCAAAUGUGAACUGUGUUGACAGCACUGGCUACACACCCCUGCACCAUGCUGCUUUGAAUGGCCAUAAGGACGUGGUUGAGGUUCUUCUGAGGAACGAUGCACUGACCAACGUGGCCGACUCUAAAGGCUGUUACCCUCUGCAUUUGGCAGCCUGGAAGGGAGAUGCCCAGAUAGUGAGGUUGCUCAUCCAUCAAGGGCCUUCACACACCAGAGUCAAUGAACAGAAUGCUCUUGAGAUCAAAGAACUCAAAAAGUACGGCCCCUUUGACCCUUAUAUCAAUGCCAAGAACAAUGACAAUGAGACGGCCCUGCAUUGUGCAGCACAGUAUGGCCACACAGAGGUGGUGAAGGUGCUCUUAGAGGAGCUAACUGACCCUACCAUGCGCAACAACAAAUUCGAGACGCCUCUGGACCUGGCAGCGCUUUAUGGGCGACUGGAAGUGGUGAAGAUGCUUCUCAACGCACACCCCAACCUUUUGAGCUGCAACACUAAGAAGCACACCCCCCUGCACUUGGCAGCAAGGAACGGACACAAAGCCGUGGUCCAGGUCCUCCUUGAUGCUGGCAUGGACAGCAACUACCAGACGGAGAUGGGCAGUGCUUUGCAUGAAGCUGCUUUGUUUGGCAAGACCGAUGUGGUGCAAAUCCUGCUGGCUGCAGGAAUUGAUGUCAACAUAAAAGAUAAUCGUGGACUGACUGCUUUAGACACUGUCCGGGAGCUGCCUUCUCAAAAGAGCCAGCAGAUAGCAGCACUAAUUGAAGAUCAUAUGACUGGGAAAAGAAGUACAAAAGAGGUGGAUAAAACUUCCAUACCCCAGUCAUCUCUCAUCACCAGUAUGGACUCCGUAUCACAGAAGUCUCAGGGUGAUCUGGAGAAAGCAGUGACUGAACGGAUUAUUGAUUUUGACACAAAUACUGAAGAAGAGGGUCCCUAUGAGGUGCUGUACAACGCUGUCUCCUGCCAUUCCUUGGACAGCUUGGCCAGCGGGCGAUCAUCUGACCGAGACUCUGUGAACAAAGAGGCUGAGGCGGCAGGAGUGAAAACUGCUGGAGUGAGGCCUCGGGAACGUCCACCACCUCCAGCAAAACCACCACCAGAUGAAGAGGAAGAAGACCACAUAGAUAAGAAGUAUUUUCCCCUGACGGCUUCCGAGGCCCUGGCCAUGAGACCCAGGAUUCAGGGGAGUGCAGCCAGGGGAGAGGAUGAACACCCUUAUGAGCUGUUGUUAACGGCAGAGACAAAGAAGGUGGUGUCAAUGGACGGAAGAGCAAAAGACCACAGGCAGAGCAGCAGCAGCCGGAGCCAGGACUCUACAGAGGGCCAGGACGGGCAGGUCCCAGAGCAGUUCUCAGGUCUCCUCCACGGCUCCUCCCCAGUGUGCGAGGUGGGGCAGGACCCUUUCCAGCUGCUCUCUGCCACAGACCAGAGCCAUCCAGACGGAUCCCCCCAGCAGGGCACCUGCUACAAGGCCAGCAUGCAGCUGGAGGAGACGGGUGUGCAUAUUCCUGGAGCCUACCAGCCCAGUGUCCUGGACCAGAGCAAGAGAGUGGACUACCCAGCGAGCCUACCCCCCACCAAUAGCCGAUCACACCCUGAAACUUUGACUCACAUAGCAUCUCCACACCCUGGUGCUGCUGAAGAAGGAGACCGGAGCGGGGCCAGGAGCCGAGCCCCUCCCACCAGCAAACCCAAAGCUGAACUCAAACUCAGCCGCAGUUUGUCCAAGUCUGACUCUGAUCUCCUGACCUGCUCACCCACAGAGGACACUACCAUGGGGAGUCGGAGCGAAUCCUUGUCCAAUUGCAGCAUUGGGAAGAAGAGGCUGGAGAAGUCGCCCUCCUUUGCCUCCGAGUGGGAUGAGAUUGAGAAAAUCAUGAGUUCUAUUGGAGAAGGGAUUGACUUUUCUCAGGAACAGCAGAAGAUCUCAGGUUCGCGGACACUGGAGCAGAGUGUUGGGGAGUGGCUGGAGUCGAUUGGGCUACAGCAAUAUGAGAGCAAGUUGCUUCUGAAUGGCUUUGAUGAUGUCCACUUCCUGGGGUCUAAUGUGAUGGAAGAGCAGGACCUGCGGGAGAUUGGCAUCAGUGACCCACAGCACCGCCGGAAGCUGCUGCAGGCUGCACGGUCCCUGCCUAAGGUAAAGCCACUAGGCUAUGACGGGAACAGUCCCCCUUCAGUGCCCUCCUGGCUGGACUCACUGGGGCUGCAGGACUACGUCCAUUCCUUCCUUUCGAGUGGCUACAGCUCCAUCGACACUGUGAAAAACCUCUGGGAGCUGGAGCUUGUCAAUGUCCUCAAGGUCCAUCUGCUGGGCCAUCGCAAGCGCAUCAUCGCCUCCCUGGCAGACAGGCCAUAUGAGGAACCGCCUCAGAAGCCCCCGAGGUUUUCCCAGCUAAGAUGCCAAGACUUGCUCUCCCAGACAUCAUCCCCCCUGAGCCAGAAUGAUUCCUGCACUGCACGGUCAGCAGACCUGCUGCUGCCUCUUGGGGACACUGGUAGGAGGCGCCAUGACAGUUUUCAUGACCCUGCAGCACCCUCUCGAGUGGAGCGCUUCAGGAUCCAGGAAGAGCACCACGAGGCCAAGCUGACCCUUCGGCCCCCCAGCCUAGCCGCCCCCUAUGCCCCUGUGCAGAGUUGGCAACACCAACCAGAGAAACUCAUCUUCGAGUCCUGUGGUUAUGAAGCCAAUUAUCUGGGCUCCAUGCUGAUCAAAGAUCUGCGAGGGACGGAGUCCACACAGGAUGCCUGUGCCAAGAUGCGGAAGUCGACUGAGCACAUGAAGAAGACCCCCACCAUCAUCCUCUCCAUCACAUAUAAAGGCGUAAAGUUCAUCGAUGCCUCCAACAAGCAGAAUGUCAUUGCUGAGCAUGAGAUCCGGAACAUUUCCUGUGCGGCCCAGGACCCAGAGGACCUCUGCACCUUUGCCUACAUCACCAAGGACCUGCAGACCAGUCAUCACUAUUGCCAUGUGUUCAGCACGGUGGAUGUGAAUUUGACAUACGAGAUCAUCCUGACAUUGGGGCAGGCGUUUGAGGUGGCCUAUCAGUUGGCCCUGCAGGCCCAGAAGUCCAGGCCGAUGGGGGCGUCUGCAGUUGAGAUGAUUGAAACAAAAUCUUCCAAACCGGUGCCUAAGCCUCGGGUCGGCAUGAGGAAAUCCGCACUGGAACCCUCCGAUAUGGACCAAGACGCCCAGUCUCAUGCCAGUGUCUCCUGGGUUGUGGACCCAAAACCAGACUCUAAGCGGAGCCUCAGCACCAACUGAGCCACCGAGGAGCCACACUGUGCUGCGGAAACAUAGACGUGGGAGGCAUGGGCUCCUCCCACCACCACCACCACCGCCGUCUCACCUGCAGCUGUGAAGACCCAGGCCCAUCCUCUGCCUCCUUUCAGCCGCUUGGCCUGGGCUACAGAGAAGCACUCCAGGCCUCUAGCAAAGGAGACUGGAACUCCAGAGGGUCGAAAAGUGACUUGUUCAGAACACAUUUUUUUUUAAAUAGAAAAAAAAAAUCUUUUUAUAAAAUGAACUUUUAACACUUGGCUCAAACCUCUAGGUCAAACUGCCAGUCUUUAGAAAAGUGGCCACAGGAUCAGAGGACAGGAGAACUGAGAUUGGUUAAAAGGCCAGUCUGUGGAGCCCUCUGUCCUCAAGAUGGGAUCUUGGUAUAGCCCAAUAGGGCUAAAGACGAGACAGUGGCCUAUGGAUGAGUUGAAAGGAGCAGGCUCAGGGUCUAAGUUAAGUAGAUUGGUAAGAGUCUGCUUUUUAAAUUCAACCAGGUUAGUUGCUGUUUUUUACAAACUGCUUAACUUCUUGUCCCUGUGGAGAGCUGAACGCAGGUUCUUCAGUAAAAACACAGCCUUAGAGGUACCUGGGCAAAAGCAAAGGCUUCCAGUCCAUUCCUAAGGUUCCAAAUGUGAAGGUCCAGUGGCCAAAUGGAGAUUAGCAAGCAGUUUUUGGUGCCGCGCCAUCUGGGCACUGUCAGCUCUAGGCCUCUCCUCAGUCUCCCACCCAUUGGUGGUCAGAGCACUGCCCUGGGCCAGCUGACCCACAAGCUCUCUGGUGAUAUACUCCCUGAGUUGUGUCACAGAGAAAAAGCAGCUUUGUUUUGGGCAUUAAAAUGGGUAGGUAGGCUAAGAUUACUACUUGCCAAUUUAUUAAGAUUUAUGUAAUCAGGUCUGUGUGAUUCGGGCUCGUUUUGAUUCUCUGAAUUAUUGGUUUGAGUGUUAUAUUUUCGGUUGCUGAGUCCAUCCCUGAGUAGGUGUGGAAAAGGUGACAGUCCACUGACUCUCCUCUAGUAUCACCUUGAGGGGGUCUAGUACCCAGUGCACCACUGCUGCUUGAACCUUCUUGCUGGCUUGCUUUGCUCUUAAAAGUGACUUGGUGGGUUAUGUUCUUCCUCCUGGACUACAGUAGAAAGGAUGGAACUAAUUCCUGCUCCAGUGUUGAGAGGCAAAGCUAGGUCAGCUGCGUGUCUAGUACCUCCUAGGAUAGGGAGCAGAGAGGAACACUUCCUUCCACGGGUAUCUCGGCAGACCUCAUGCAUUACUGGCAUGAUUCAUUCUGGUCCUGUGAUGAAUACUCCAGGCUUCAGCAACACUGCUCUUCCCAACAAAGGUGGUGAAUUUUAAUUUUUUGUUGGUGUGUAUAUGCAGAGAGUGUCCUUGGGCACAUUCACAGCUUCUGUGCUUGGCUAGAAAUCAAUAGCGUGUCUUCCAGCUAACCUGAGGUAGGCCUUGUGGGUUUCCUGUCUCCUGAGCACCCAGCACAGUGGGAUCUGGGAUGCAGCCCCCCACUGCAGCAAAGGCAGUUGUCCUUCACUUCUUGGUACUAAACACAGACCUGGACUCCUUGAGGUUUUCUUUGAUUUUCUGGUUCAUUCUGGUCCUGUGAGGGUACCCAGGAAUCAAAUGCUACAGUGUUCAGCCCCUGCUUUCUGCCAAAAGCUGGUCAGGAGACCUAGAGGUCUUGAGCAGGUUGUGCUGCUUCUGCUGCACACCUGCACCGGUACCUUCUUCCUCCUAAGAAAGCCCAGCCACAUUGAAGUCAGCCUCUGUUGGUGGGUGGUAGGUCCAAAAAGAAAGUUCUACAGACACUACGAUGAGUUGCUUAAGCUGUCUUUGUUUUUAGAUCAUACUUAGGUGUUUCUUCCCCUUGAAGCUGCUAUAUCUUUAUUUAUUCAAGGUGUUUUCAUAUUGGGAAGCCUUGAGUCUGCUCUGGCUCUGGAUUUUGUUUUGAAAUUGGUUUAUCUCUCACUAUUUAAGAAAGGAAAGUGACUAGAUCUUUAUUUUCUACUCUUCCUACUUCCCCUUCCCUAAAAAGGUUAUUGUAACUUUAAGAACAGGCUUCAAGUGGAAAAGCCCUAUUUUUGCACUUCUCUAAGUGCAGGCCAUGCAGUGUGGCAAACCCUAUUGCUGCAUUUCUGAAUUGCAAAGGAGCCCAUUGAGGUGGAGAACUUAAAAUGGGUUUGGUACCUGUCCCUGGCCACAGGCUCCUUGCUUGUCUCCCUCUUUUGCUUGCCAGCACUCUGUACUGUCCCCUGACAGGCUCUACAUUUGCAAUGCUCCCAUCUCUCCAGGACCGCUAGCAUUACAUACUAGGGGGAGUUCCUUCAGAAGCCUUGGAUCUGAGCAGACAGCAGGCAGAAUUGCAGUCAUCAUCAAGCCAUUGGAAAACCAGAACUUGGUCUGGUUUUGAGAUGCCCAGGCCAGUAGAAUGCAGUUCACAAAAGUGUUUUGCUAAUGAUAUGGCAAUGAGACUGAGUUAUAAUAAAAAUGUUAUUUAAUCUUUGUCUCUGUAUUUUGAUACUUGAAUGACUUCCCCUUUUGUUUUACUGUACAUAUAAUUGUUACUCUGUCUGAUUUUGUCUGAAUUAUAAACACCUAAAGGUACCAAACAUAACCAACCUGUUUGACGACAUAGACUGACCUCACUACACAAGAGAGAGUGUAAAUACUCCUGGGCUUCCAGCUUUGGUUUUGUUAUUUUCAUAACUGUACAACAUAGACUGAAUUAAUAAAUGAGAAGCAACAUAAAACCAGCCU